Messenger RNA from Vavraia culicis subsp. floridensis, 2210 nucleotides. RefSeq lists its product as uncharacterized. Bases 22 to 2175 code for a protein of 717 amino acids. Gene Ontology annotation, molecular function: protein binding. The transcript has a single exon. NCBI's taxonomy places the organism in Eukaryota, Fungi, Microsporidia, Pleistophoridae. Gene Ontology annotation, biological process: regulation of transcription by RNA polymerase II. The record is from RefSeq and is a predicted model, not a curated record.
GCGGUUCAUCCCCAGGCCCUAAUGACAAACCAGCCAAGAGAAGAGGUAGAGUACACCAAAAUAUACCCCGAUCUGAACGUACACACCAACCUGCACAUAACCAACGAACUAUCCCUAACCGGUCCACCACCACCCACAAAAUGUGCCACACCCGUGUUCGCCACAGAAUACACGCACCACAGCGUUAAUUUCACCAACAUCGACUACAACGCCGAUUCAUACGACCUUGCAUUCCUCGCCGAGUACGGCAUAAAAAUGCCCGUCUCACUGUUCGAGCUGAUAAUCGAUCGCUUGGAAAAGGAGUGGUACUUUUUCAAGCACACACUCGUAAAGAACACGUUUAUACCGUUUGAAUCGAGUGCGGGUGUAUGCAACGUAUGCUCAUAUUCGAGCGUGCGCACGGGCAACAAUCUGGUGUACUGCGACGGAUGCAACCUGUGUGUGCACCAGGAGUGCUAUGGUGUGCCCAUCAUACCGCACGGCUCGUGGUUCUGCAAGCCUUGUCUUUAUCAGCUUGGGCCGUUGUACUGCCGGUUCUGUGUUAAGACGGGCGGAGCGUACAAAAUGACGAGCACGAUGAAAUGGGGCCAUGUGGUAUGCGUGAUGUGGAACAAGGACCUGUAUUUUGGUAACGAAGUGUUUAUGGAGCCUAUUGAGGACCCGAACAGAACGAAUGCGCACAGGCUUAAGCACAGCUGUUCUAUCUGCGCAAGUACUAAGGGUGUGCACAUACGCUGUGCGUACACGGAGUGUGAGACACGGUACCACGUAACGUGUGCGAUAGAGAACGACUUGUACAUGGACCAGAAUAACAUGCUCACGUACUGCAUCGUGCACGAUCCUAGGCGUGAUAUACGGUACGAUGACGACUUUGAGUACUAUCCCGUGAUCGGGAAGGUGCCACGUAUAAGAAGGCCUGUCAAGUUGGCACAGCCACAGAAGAGCCUUCUGCUGCAAGUCAAGAAUAUGAGGCCGUUCGCGUGCACGUAUCUCAUGGACAGGCUAUAUUGCAAUGAUCUGUGCAAUUUUUUGGUUGAAAAGGACGUUCUCGCGUGCGUGAUGAAGUACUGGUGCAAGAAGACACGGGUUUUAAAUUUAGGGCCUUUGAUCCCGUACCUGUGCUUUGAUGUGAACGGUGGGAUAGGAUGGGACUGGUAUGAAAAAAGGGGCCUGUUCUGUUACGGACAAGGAGCAGAUCACGGUACUACUGGGAGUGAUGGGAUCAAAAACGAUGAUUGUGAGGAUGGGGUUGGAAACGGAGAUGCCACUAGCAGCUCCAAAAAUAGUAAAGGCACGGUAACCGCUGAUUGUGAAAACCUGAAUAUGAAAAUUGUUCAUAGUGAGGAACGUAGCAGCAGGGAAACAAACACAAUUGAUCCUUUCAAACACGUAAGUGCCUGCAACGUGUACAGUCCAUCAGCACACGAACAGAAAAAGAGAAAACUAUCGGUUGCCCAUGAAUCGAGUACUUCGGGUGAUCCGCACCAAGAAACAAAGAAACGCGUAAAAGGUGACGAACAAUUAAAUACGGCAGUGGCGUUGAACAAUCCGACCACAUCAGUGUUCAAAAAGGGAGAUGAUACCACUCUCAGCCCGUGUUACAGCGGCGAACAGCGCGCAGAAUACCAGAAAUGGCUUGAGAGCGUGAAGGAAGGGUGCAUGCACAGAAAGAUGAGCAAACCAAGCAGAGAUGACGUGCUGUACAUGUACGCACCGUUGUACGAUCUGAAACGGGUCAUAAAGGCGUUGAUAGAGCACAGCGAGGUACGGCUGGAAUUGAUCAGGACCAACAGAGAAAUAUACGAGAUAAUGUACGAUAGAAAGCGAUACGUUCUAAAGAACGUGAUGGGUGUGCUUGACAGGGAGGAGUACGUGCUCUUUAAAGACCCUGUAACGGAGGACAUAGCACCAAAUUACUUCAGCGUGAUCAGCGAGCCCAUGGACUUUGAGGGGGUGUACCGUAAGAUUGGUCAGUACGACAGCGUGCACCGUUUUUUUGAUGAUCUGAGAUUGAUCGGCACGAAUUGCGCCACCUACAACGAACACGUGCCGUACUUCGUAACACUGGCCAACAAAUUCUUGAGAGAGGUCGAGCAGCUGGAGCAGCACGCACUUCAGAUGCUUGAUGAGAACGUUGAGUGUGAGAACGGCAGUGCCACCAAUGGUCUGCUGUAGUCGCACAUAUUAAAUUAAAGAACAGUGCAAUGCCA